AUGAGUCGUCUCGAAAACACAUUGACGACAUCCGUGCACGUCCUCGGGGAUGCCACGUAUGCCGUGGAAGGCAAUAUCUGCGGCGUCCACGGCACUCGCUGUCCGCGCGCCGGCGACGUUGCCAUCGCAGACUGCACUCCCUUUCUACCGAGCUACGUGUCCAGCGUCGGUUGCAUCUUGUCGUCCGACACCUCGUGCAGCAUCAUUGCUUCCGUCGUGGACAGCAGCUCGGGUAGCUACUACGCUUGCGUGCUCCCGGUCGGUGGCGAGGCUCCCCGUGUCGUUGACAAAUUUGCCUCUCGCCCGAUCGACACGACUGCUGCACCGACGACACCAACGGCCACCCAUGCAACGAUGAUCCUCGUCAUUUCC
This is a messenger RNA of Saprolegnia parasitica CBS 223.65, 372 nucleotides long. RefSeq lists its product as hypothetical. The transcript has a single exon. The annotation marks the transcript as partial. Lineage: Eukaryota; Oomycota; Saprolegniomycetes; Saprolegniales; Saprolegniaceae. The record is from RefSeq and is a predicted model, not a curated record.